GGUUUGGGACGCGGCCGAACUCUUUUGUUCGCCGUAAAACGUAAAACUGCCGUGUGUGAUCGUGUCCUGUCGCAAAAUGCGGUGAAAACUCUCCACGACGUUCAUAAUGUGAUUAAGGUGUUUACAUGUCUGUAAUACACGUCCAUAAUGCGACUAAAACAGAAGUACUCCACCUGUCUUGAUUCGAUUAGAGCUUAAUUCGAUUAUGACCUUAAUUUGAUUAAGGUAAGUAAAAAUUGCUGUUUACAUGGUAGUUUCUUAAUCAAAGUAUGGCCUUAAUCGGAUUAAGAGUGGAUUAUUGUUGUCCAUGUGAACGCAGCUACUACUGAAAGGUACUGUUGUGGAAAUGGAGCACGCACUCUCCGGUUGCACUGAUGACAUAGCUCACAUGAAGACUACUAUAGAGUCUCUCACUGCGACCGUGACUCAAUUAGAGAAUAAAUGUGAGGAUUUGGAGUUGAGGUCACGGCGCAAUAACGUUAGGAUAGUGGGAGUUCCAGAGGGUGCUGACACAUGUACAACUGCUGCUGUAGCGGCCUUGUUAAAAGAGGUGUUUGGUCUGAAGAAGGAACCGGUUUUGGACCGGUCCCACUGGACCCUUCAGUCGAAGCCCAAGCCUGGUGAACGACCACGAGCUAUUGUGUGCAAAUUCCACUAUCACAGUGACUGUGUUGACAUUUUAUGCUGUGCAAGAGAGCUCCAGCGGAUUAAAGUGUGGGAUUUGACCAUCUCCGUUUUCCCUGACUACACAGCCAAGACAGCCCGGGCCCAGGCUGCAUUUAACGAGGUUUGGCAUCAACUUCGUGGUAUUGAGGGUGCACGCUAUGGAAUACUUCACCCAGCUCGGCUUCGCAUUACAUAUAACGGUGUUCAAAAGGACUUUAUUUCAGCGGAGGAAGCAGGAGAUUAUGUUAAACUCUUGAUAUCGGGGGGAACUGCAUCACCUAUACAGCGACGUCUUUUUCGCUCUCCUUUUAUUUUUUGCACUCUGCCUUCCAGCCCUACACUAUUCAGAUUUUUAUUGAAGAUAUUGUCACAUUACUUCACCUAGAUUUUGUGGACUCAUUCCUCUUAAAUGUACUUCUGUAUUAAUGUGGUUCUCUGUUUUGAUGCUCUGACUGGGUUAGAAUUUCUGUUUAUUUAAUUUUAUUAGUGUUUUUUCCUCGGCUUUACGUGCUACACUGUUAUAUUAUUUGUUAUAAGUCUUUAAAAGUUAAGGACAUUAUAUUUGUUAUUGUGCACAGACUGUUUAUCAGACUUGAAGUCAGUAGGGGCCUUUUCUCUUACUGGAACUUUUUGUUUUGGUAAUUUUGUUGGUUAGUUCAGCUUACUCUCCGAGUUGUUUUCACAUUGUGGACAACUUUUGGUUAUUUUGGGAAACACUGCUGUCUCCUUUGUUUUAUGGAGACUUUGGGUGUGUGUGUGUUUGGGGGAUUGAUGGGGGGAGGGGGAGGAGGUCCCACUUCGGCUCUAAUUGGCUAUUUAUAUCCCUUUGGUUUACUUUAUUUAAAUGGUUAGUAGUAAUAUGGAUCCCAGCAUAGCUGGGACAGGCACGCCUUUAAGAUUUAUUAGUUGGAACGUCAGAGGUAUGGGUAAACAUGUCAAGAGAUCUAAGGUUUUUACACAUUUAAAAUGUUUAAACUCCGAUAUAGUAUUUUUACAGGAGACUCACCUACAUAUUAAAGAUCAUCAUAGGUUACACUGCCCUUGGGUGAGUCCACUCGAGCUUUAAUUCGAAGGCAAGAGGGGUCGCUAUUUUAAUUGGCAAAAGGUCACAGUUUUCCUCCACUAACAUUAUUGCUGAUGUGAACGGUAGAUAUAUUAUAGUUGCCAGUACUCUAAUGCAAAGACAGGUGUUGUUGGUAAAUGUAUACGCUCCAAACUUUGAUGAUGUGGAAUUUGCUAAUAGAUUGUUGAGCAAUCUCCCUUUCUUAAAUACUCGCCUGUUGAUUUUCGGGGGAGAUUUGAACUGUGUUUUUGACCCAAACUUAGAUCGGUCUAAUCCCCGUACUCUGAAUCAAUCUGCUAUUUCUAAAACAUUUUCCGAUUUUAUGUGUCAGAAUGGUCUCAUUGAUCCCUGGAGAUCCCGUAACCCCUCUCUUAAAAAGUUUUCUUUCUUCUCCCAGGUGCAUCAUUCCUAUUCGAGGAUUGAUUAUUUUUUAUAGACAGCACUCUUGAUUCUUGUGUAGUUUCUUCUGACUAUCUGGGUAUUGUAAUUUCUUGGAGAUUUAAUUCUCUUCUUUUGGCAGACAGUGAAUUCUGUGAGUUCGUUUCCACUUCUAUUGAUGACUUUCUUUUCUUCAAUCAGAAUGACUCCACCUCUUAUUCAUUGUUAUGGGAGACACUUAAAUCCUAUAUCAGAGGGCAGAUUAUUUCUUACUCUGCUCUCUGUAAUAAAAAGCACACUGCUAGGGUUAAUCAGAGAUAUGCAUUGAACCCCUCUCCAUAACUUCUUAAACAGUGUCUCGACUUACAGGCAGAAUUUAAUCUUAUUUCGACUAAAGAGGCGGAACGCUUGUUGUUACGUACUCGUGGUUCAUACUAUGAACAUAGCGACAAGCCGAGUCGUUUACUGGCACAUCAGCUACGGCGACAGGCCACUUCCUGUCUCAUACCUAGUGUUAAAAACACUUAUAAUAUUGUCACUACAGAUCCCAUGGAAAUUAAUGCUACUUUUAAAUCGUUUUACUCUUUGCUUUAUAAAUCCGAAUUUCCUACAGACAGUACUAAAGUGAAUGCAUUUCUUCAAAACCUUUGUAACCCUGUUAUUGAUUCAAAUACUGCCAUGCAACUGGACUCCCCACUCUCUCUUGAAGAAAUUUUAAAUUCAGUUAAAACUAUGCAAUCUAACAAAGCUCCUGGCCCGGACGGGUUUCCAAUUGAAUUUUUUAAAAUGUUUAUUGGAAAAUUAGCUCCAUUGCUUUUGGCUAUGUUCAACAAAUCCUUGCAAUGUAGGUCUUUGCCUCCAACUCUGACACAAGCCACGAUAGCCCUCCUUCUUAAGGAGGGUAAGGAUCCAACCUCCUGUGGUUCUUAUAGACCGCUGUCUCUGCUUAAUGCAGAUGUAAAGGUGUUGGUGAAAGUAAUGGCAUCUCGUUUAGAGAAUGUACUCCCUUAUAUUAUAUCAGAAGAGUAGAACAGUUUUAUAAAGGGACGUCAAUUGUUUUUCAAUACCCGUACACUCUUUAAUAUAAUUUAUUUAAAGCAUUUGGCUGAGCUUCCUGAGAUUGUGAUUUCUUUAGAUGCUGGAAAAGCAUUUGAUAGGCUUGAGUGGGAGUAUUUGUUUGCAGUCUUGAGGAAGUUCGGAUUCGGGGAUAAGUUUAUAUCUUGGAUUAGCCUCCUUACUCACCCCCUAAAGCCAGGGUUCAGACAAACGAUAUUUAUUCGGAUUUUUUUAUUUUGCUCUCGGACGUGGGUGUCGCCAAGGCAGUCCUUUAUCCCCUUUGCUUUUUGCUGUCGCUAUCGGGCCUCUGUCUAUCGUAUUAAGAUCUUCUCCCUUGUUUAAAGUAGUAGUUCGAUAUGGUGUAGAAUACAAAUUGUCGCUAUAUGCUGAUGAUUUGUUAUUGUAUGUAACCGAUCCUAUUGCCUCUAUGCCUGCUGUCUUGGGUGUUCUGGAGUCCUUCGGUGUUGUCUCUGGUUAUAAAUUAAAUUUGGACAAAAGCAACUGUUUUCCCAUCAAUACUGCAGCAUUUUCUCUCCAACAGUCAGAUCUAUCUUUUUGAUUUAGUCAGUCAGGGUUUAAAUACCUAGGUAUCAACGUGACACGUUCUUUAUCUAAUCUUUUAUCAGCUAAUUUCACUCCCCUUAUCUCAAAGGUUAAAUCCAACAUUCAGAGUUGGGGUAACUUACCCCUUUCUCCAAUUGGCAGGAUCAAUGUCGUCAAAAUGAAUAUAUUACCGAAGUUUCUUUUCUUGUUCCAGCAAGUUCCUCUUUUUCUGCCAAAAUCAUUCUUUGAUUCAUUGGAUAAGGUAAUUAGUACUUUUAUUUGGGGUGGGAAGCCACCAAGGGUUAGUAAAUCUUUCUUGCAGAAAUGUAGACUGAGUGGAGGACUUGCAUUUCCCAAUUUUCAAUUCUAUUACUGGGCUGCGCACAUCCAUAAACUUUGCUACUGGGUUAAAUCUCCUGGAUCUUCUUGGUGUAAAUUGGAAGUAUCUUCUUGUAGGGAAUCCUCUUUACCUGCUGUACUUUAUUCCUCACUACCUACAAAACUCUCCCUAUGUACUGAUAAUCAAGUUGUCCUCAACACACUUGAGACUUGGUAUCAAUUUAGACGGCGCUUUAAAUUUGUAGGUGCAUCCUCUUUGGGUCCUUUAGACAACAGCCACCUAUUUCCUCCAUCGUGUUUGGACUCUACAUUUUAGUGUGGGAUGACAAGGGCAUUAAACAAGUUAGAAAUCUGUAUGCCGAUGGUGUCUUUGAUAGCUUUGCCAAUCUGUCAUCUACUUAUGACCUCCCUGUGACGCAUCUCUUUUCGUUAUUUUCAAAUUCGGAAUUUCGUUUCUAGAUGUUUUCCUAAUUUCCCCUUUGCGCCUCCUGAACAGGCUUGGGAAAGCUUGUUUUCAAACAAUCCACAUCAGAGAGGAAUGAUGUCUAGGAUUUAUGAUUUUAUUCUGGUGCUAGGUAGUGAGGCAAGCACCAAAAUUAAGAAUGCGUGGGAAACAGAGUUAGGAGUACAGAUAAGUGAAGAGUGUUGGGAACGUGCUAUAGGGAGGGUAUAGUCUACCACUUCUUGUGCUCGUCUUGGACUUAUCCACUUCAAAGUUUUACACAGAGUCCAUCUGUCCAAGUCGAGACUUUCUGUAAUAUAUCCGGACGUAGAGGACAAGUGUGAUAAAUGCCAUGGCUCUCCCUGUUAUCUUGGCCAUAUGUUUUUCUUCUGCCCUGAUCUCCAUGGUUUUUGGUCUGGUUUCUUUACCAUCAUGUCCACUAUUCUCAGAGUAGACUUAAAACCUUGCCCAUUGAUUGCUGUAUUUGGGAUUCCUGAUGCCUCGGUUCCAUUGAGCUCGACACAAAAGGAUGUUAUCGCGUUCACAUCCCUUAUAGCAAAAUGUUCCCUACUGUUGCAUUGUAAGUCUGCUAAAUAUCCAUCUAUCUCCCAGUGGCUAAAGGACGUGAUGUUUUUUUUAAAACUCGAGAAAAUAAGGUAUACGAUGAGGGGUUGUACUAACAAGUUUUUUUUUUUUUAUAAAUGGCAACCUUUUAUUGCAUAUUUUAUGGAGUUAGACAUUUCCCACUUAAAUUUUUGUGCCUGUUGUUGGGUUCUACAAUAUCUAUAUAACCAGCAAUAGUUAUUGGUUAGCCAUGAUGAGUCGGGGUAGGGGGGUGAGUUUGUUUUCGGUGUUUGUACUUUUUAAUUUUGUUUUCCUUUGUUAGUAUAAAAAGAAAAAAAACUGUGAAUGAUUGUUGCUGUGUGUCAGUCGGUUUGUUUUUCUUCUCAAUAAAACUUUAUUGGGGGGAAAAAAGAUUUUGGCGCCUGUUCAAAUGAUUUUAUAAAGAAAAAGAGGCAAAGGCAGAUCAUUUGCGGCCUCUCACGUCCUGAACACGUGAGUUGUGGGUUUGAGAGAUUGAGUGUGUCAUAGCUCGAGUGUGUGUAAAUUAUGUGAUGAAAAAUGUCUACUUUUACCUUCUCUACUAUGAGCCAGCCCCCACCCCACAGCACAAACCAUUUAUUUCUCGUCUCUGUUCCUCUCCCCAUUGCAGACCUUUGCCCUAGAGCUUGCCUCAUUUCUGCUAAAUAUUUACCUGCUUUUUCAUGUGUCUGGUGUGUGUGUGUGUGUGUGUGUGUGUGUGUGUGUGUGAGAACUCAGCUCUGCUACAGUGCUCGUGUUCAAGAGGAUAAGCUGCCACAAAAUGUCCGACAGUCUCCGGCUUUUAGUGAAAAAUGCCAAACAGGUGGUUAUGGUGUGUAAAAACGGGGAGAACUUUCUGACCAAAGAUGGGAUGCAGAAUUUGGCGGUUCUUGAGAAUGCAAGCGUGGUCAUUGGACAUAAUGGACUUAUCGAAGCCGUGGGACCUGCAGACUCCAUCGAGUCCCGCUUCAGAGAAGCUGUAUUUGAUCACGUUUUGGAUGCUACUGGCAUGUGUGUUCUUCCUGGUUUGGUUGACGCACACACUCAUCCGGUUUGGGCUGGGGACAGAGUACAUGAGUUUGCAAUGAAGUUAGCUGGAGCCACAUACAUGCAGGUGCAUGAGGCCGGUGGGGGCAUUCACUUUACAGUGACACACACACGUGCAACAAAUCCAGAAACUCUGCUGCAAGGGCUGAAAGGCCGUCUAGAGCGCAUGCUGAGAGCUGGAACUACACUGGUGGAGUGUAAGAGCGGUUAUGGACUGGAGCUCAAUACCGAGCUCAAAAUGUUGAAUGUUAUAGAUGCAGCCAGGAAGACCAUGCCUAUUGGGAUAUCCUCAACAUACUGCGGUGCACAUGCAGUGGCCAGAGGUAAGACUAUGGAGGAGGCGACUGAGGACAUUCUCUCAGUGCAGCUGCCUGCUGUACAAAAGCAGAUUUCUGCUGGCAACCUGCAGGUAGACAAUAUUGACGUGUUCUGUGAGAAAGGAGUUUUUGAUCUGAAUUCCACACGCCAAAUUCUCCAGGCUGGGAAGGACAUGGGUCUCAACAUCAACUUUCAUGGAGAUGAACUGCAUCCUAUGAACUCUGCACAGCUUGGGGCAGAGCUUGGUGCUUUAGCCAUAAGUCACCUGGAGGAAGUGACUGAUGAGGGCAUUGCUGCCAUGGCAAGAGCAAAAACAUGUGCUGUUCUGCUGCCUACCACUGCCUACAUUCUCAGGCUUCCAUGUCCUCGGGCCAGAGAUAUGCUUGAUGCUGGAGUUAUUGUAGCACUUGGGAGUGACUUUAAUCCCAAUGCUUACUGUUGCUCAAUGCCUAUGGUGAUGCACUUGGCCUGUGUGGCGUUGAAAAUGUCGAUGCCUGAAGCUCUGGCAGCUGCCACAAUAAACGCAGCCUACGCGUUAAAUCACUCACAGUCACAUGGAUCUCUGGAGCCUGGCAAACAAGGAGAUCUUCUCAUCAUUAAUGCCCCACGGUGGGAGCAUCUUAUCUACCAGUUUGGAAGCCAUCAGGAGCUGGUGAGAUUUGUUAUCAUCAAAGGCAACAUUGUUUAUGAAAAUGACAAGGUCUUGGACCUCUGAAUGUAGAAACAUUCUUUUAUUUCAAAGAGCUGCUGAUAAUCAACAGUUUAUGUGAAGACAUUUACGGCUGUUAUUAAGGUGCUAUGAAGUCAGACAUUACAAUACAAACUCCCUGAUCAAAAAAAAAAAUAGACACAUGACUUUUUUUUGUAGAGGGGGCUUUCAGUGAAGAUAUAAAUUAUAUUAUAUAAUUUAAAUAACGAUACAAAAUGACUCUAAAAUAUAUGUAGUAUACAAAGGCAUAUGAGUUUGUCUGAAAUAAAAAAGUAGCUUAAAAAAAGGUAGCUUAGAAGUAGUCCAAUAACACCUCAGGUCAUUUUUGCCAUUGGUUUGUACUUUACAGACAUUAGCAAUAUCACUGUUAAGUCAGUAGACAGCAAGCUGUGCAAAAAUGUGGCGGAUUAUUCCACACUUUUCUGUUUUCAACAGAAAACAGAAUCAAUACUUAUAAUUUUUUUUAAAAUCACAUUUAUUUGAUCUACAUUUAUAUAUAUAUACACACAUUUUGAAUGAAACUGCUGGAUUUGAGAAUACUACACACGCAUACAGGAAAAGCUUGUCGUUCAAGAAUAAAACAUUUAUAUUUUAUAUAGUUACAAAACCAAGAAUGUCCAGUACAAAAAAGCAGAAAUGUAUGUGUGAUGCACUGGCUCUGUGCAAUAAAUAAAUUCAAUAAAAAGAAAUCUCA
Molecule: messenger RNA, 7837 nt
Organism: Ictalurus furcatus (blue catfish)
Lineage: Eukaryota; Metazoa; Chordata; Actinopteri; Siluriformes; Ictaluridae
Gene: amdhd1
Product: amidohydrolase domain containing 1
Exons: 9
Coding region: 5851-7149 (432 amino acids)
Cellular component (GO): cytoplasm
Molecular function (GO): imidazolonepropionase activity
Source: RefSeq, a predicted model, not a curated record